Messenger RNA from Fonsecaea erecta, 1203 nucleotides. RefSeq lists its product as hypothetical. The coding region runs from base 1 to 1203 and encodes 400 amino acids. The transcript has 5 exons. The record is from RefSeq and is a predicted model, not a curated record. Gene Ontology annotation, molecular function: FAD binding. NCBI's taxonomy places the organism in Eukaryota, Fungi, Ascomycota, Eurotiomycetes, Chaetothyriales, Herpotrichiellaceae.
AUGAGCAAACCCCUGAGAGUCAUCGUAGUUGGAGCCGGUCUGUCAGGUCUGGCCAUUGCACAAGGCCUUGAAAAGAACGGCAUCGAUUACGUGGUCGUCGACAAGGAAAGCGAACCUCGCGACCGCAACUGGGGCGUCACUAUCGCCUGGAGCCACCCAUUACUCGCACAGCUUCUCCCCGCAGAGCUCUACGAUCGACUGCCAGAAUGCCAGCCAGAUCCCGGUUUGGACACCAAGGCUGCAGGCUUUGAGAGCGUCAUCGUCCGCGAUGGACAGACCGGUGCAACCAUCGUGCAGCCGCCUUUUCCGGGGGUGAGGAGACUGAACAUUCAGAAGACGAGGACAAUUUGGUCAAAAGGGGUGAACGUCAAGUUCGGCAAGACACUCACGGACAUUGAGCUGACCGAGGACGGCGGAGUCACGGCACACUUCCACGACGGCACCUCCGAGUCCGGCUCUGUUCUGGUCGGCUGCGAUGGCGGGGGCUCAUGGGUCCGGCGCUGGAUGCUGGGCGAUAAAGGGGCGUCGGUGGUGCUGCCGUACACGUUCCUCAACUUCCCCUUCCGCUACACGGCCGAGCGGGCCGUGCAGAUGGACAAGAUGAUGCACCCAAUCGUGGAUGUCGCCGUGCACCCCAAGUCCAUGUACAUCGGCAUCUUCCUGCUCGACAAGCCCGACCUGACCAAGCCCGAAACCUGGGUCUUCUACGUCCUGGCCACGUGGUCCAAGGAUAACAAGAGCGCGCCCGACGCGUCGGCCACCGACGGGAACAUGGUCGCCGAGCUCAAGGCCCGGAUGGACGACUGGGCCAACCCCUUCAAGUCAGCCGUGGAGUGGAUUCCCGACGAUGUCCAGGCCAAGGCCGUGCCCUUGAGGAUCUGGGGACCUCCGGACUCUGGAUGGGAUAACCGUGGCGGCAGAGUCACCCUCGCCGGCGACGCUGCUCACAGCAUGACGUUUCACCGCGGCCAAGGCGCCAACAACGCCAUCUGCGACAGCCAAAAGUUCGUGGCCGCCAUGGUCAAGGUGCAGAACGGCGGCAACACGCUCGCCGAGGCCGUGGACGAGUACGACGCCGACGUCAUCGGUCGUGGGAGAACAGAGGUUGAGGUGUCGCGCGUGCAGACCGACGCGUUCCACGACCACGCCAACUUCCACAACAGUCCCAUAAUGAGGUUGGGGAUUAAGCCACAGGCGAGGUAG